Messenger RNA from Blepharisma stoltei, 814 nucleotides. NCBI's taxonomy places the organism in Eukaryota, Ciliophora, Heterotrichea, Heterotrichida, Blepharismidae. The record is from the annotation of a GenBank genome assembly.
AUGAUAAAAAUUUUUUUUCCUUGAUUAUUUGCAGGAUUUUUCUAUCCGCAGGCUACUAAAAUCGGUGAAGAAAAUUUCCCUUAUGAUAAGAUUGGCAACAGGGAUACAAGCUUUUCAUUGAAGUCAGGGCAUUUAGAUGAAGACCAAAAGCUUCUUAAUGAGAAAACAUUAGAGGCCGAAAAAUCUUUAGAGUCAAGACGUGGAAGAAUUCUACUCGCCACUCCCUGUUCACCUGGAAAUUAUCCUCAAGGCCUGAAUUUAGCUUAACUAGGGUCCUAAGUUGUCUUCUAAAUUUCAGAGUAGAACCAAAUAUUUGGUGAAAACUCUCAGAGCUAAAGGUAACUAGGACCCUAAGCCAAGCUAAGCAUUAAUAAGGAUAUAUGACAAUUCUGGAACUUGCUCACCUUGUGGGACAAUGUGUGCUUAUUGCGACGAUAAUGGAAACUGUUUGGGCUGCCAAAAUAAUUCUACAAUGAUUAUCAGCUCAAAUAAGAAAGACUGUGAAUGUAAAGAUGCUACAGCAACAGCUGGAACUUGCAUUUGUCCACAAGCUAAUCCUUGGUUUGAUGGAUCAACUUGCCAAACUUGCGAAUCAGGCUCUUACUAUGGGAACAGUGGGUGCACUGCUUGCUCCACAUCAGGAAAUAUUAGAGUUAAAUCAAUAAUCAAAUCAAAGAAAGCUCCAAGUUGUUGUCCUGAUGGCAAGUAUUUAGAUAGUUCAACUUCAAAAUGCUCAGCUUUUGAUGCAAAUUGUGAAUUAUGCGAAGAUGGAGCUGCUGGCCAUUGUGAUAAAUGCUCUAGAAAAUGACAUUAG